This is a messenger RNA of Panicum virgatum (switchgrass), 1818 nucleotides long. RefSeq names its product UDP-galactose/UDP-glucose transporter 7-like. Gene Ontology annotation, cellular component: Golgi apparatus. The coding region runs from base 672 to 1571 and encodes 299 amino acids. The record is from RefSeq and is a predicted model, not a curated record. The transcript is spliced from 7 exons. Gene Ontology annotation, molecular function: antiporter activity; UDP-glucose transmembrane transporter activity; UDP-galactose transmembrane transporter activity. NCBI's taxonomy places the organism in Eukaryota, Viridiplantae, Streptophyta, Magnoliopsida, Poales, Poaceae.
CAUGCUCCAACUCUUCUGCUCUGCUAGUAGGCCUGAAGCCUUGUGGGAUCUAUGUGACAUUCUUUGUUCAGCUCAAGAGGACGGGUGAACACUGAUUGUGUGCGAAACAGCUAUCUGUACUCACGCUCAUGUACCCGGUCAGCGAUUUUUUCAUCGAGUCAUCUUUAUACUCCGUAGAUCCCUAUAAAAAUAGCUUCUACACUAGUUAGUUACGCUAGAGUUUAUAUUUUUUAGAAACAACUUUUAAACUCUGAAGUUGCAUUCUUUCGCGAACGGCGGAGCAGCCCCGCUCCCACGGUCCCACCAAACCUCGAUCUCCGUCUUCUCCGCGGUCUCCUUGCUUGCAAGUUGGAAAGCUUGGGAGCGAGAAAGCGAGCGCAUCGCUUCCUCCUCACGCAGUCACGCGUCGUCUCGUCACGGGAUCUCCCCCCACCCCUCCCCUCGCGCUCUCCCGCACGCGUCGGCAGGCACGGCCGGUCCAUGUAGCCCGCGCCCGGGCACGGAGCAGGAGCGACCGCGCGGCUUCUCGGGACAUGGGGGCGGACGCCGGCGAGCCCAGCUCCAUCCUCAGGUCUUGAAGAUUAAAGUGCAUUGGAAGUUCUGACCGGACCAUUUCCCUGUAUAUAUGUUCAUGCAGCUUAGCUGCAGCCUUUUCCUAUGGAGUUUCGUCUAUGGCAAUGGUUUUCGUGAACAAAGCAGUUCUUAUGCAGUAUGUUCACUCCAUGACACUGCUCACUUUACAGCAAAUAGCCACGGCGCUUCUGAUACAUUUUGGUCAAGUUCUAGGAAUGUCAAAACGGAAAGAUUUCAACUUGAUAACUGCAAAGAAGCUUCUUCCGGUGUCAAUUUUCUACAAUGCAAAUGUGGGAUUUGCUCUAGCAAGCUUGAAAGGAGUUAACAUUCCUAUGUAUAUUGCAAUCAAGAGGAUCACUCCCCUUGCCGUGUUAGUGAGUGGGUGCAUACGGGGAAAGGGAAAGCCACCAACGCAGGUCACUCUUUCAGUUAUCUGCACCGCCGCAGGUGUCCUUAUUGCAGCACUUGGAGAUUUUUCCUUUGACCUAUAUGGAUACUGCAUGGCUCUAACAUCAGUCUUCUUCCAGACAAUGUAUUUGGUUCUGGUGGAGAAAUCAGGUGCCGAGGAUGGUCUUUCUUCAGUGGAUUUGAUGUUUUACAACAGUAUAUUGUCACUUCCAUUUUUGUUUUUCCUCAUUAUAGCAACAGGAGAAUUCCCCCAUUCUCUUGCAGUUUUAUCUGCAAAGACAGCCUCUCUGUCAUUCAGUGUUAUUCUUGUCAUUUCUCUGGUGAUGGGAAUCGUUCUCAAUUUCACCAUGUUUUGGUGCACGAUUGUGAAUUCUGCCCUGACGACAACAAUAGUAGGAGUUCUCAAGGGUGUUGGGUCUACGACCCUGGGUUUUAUUCUGUUGGGAGGUGUGGAAGUACACGCUCUUAAUGUUACUGGACUGGUGAUCAACACAUUUGGAGGUGUCUGGUACUCCUAUGCCAAGUACAAGCAGAAAAAGAGAACACCACGAAAGCCGGUACCAGAUGUAGAGUCACAUGCCCACAAGUAGCGCUAGAUUCAGUAACUUUAUGGUUGUACCUUAUUUUUUGAACUGAUAACUACUGGAACACCAGUUUAAGUCCAAUUUGUUUGGGCUUGGUUCACCACCAGCGAAUAUAUAGUUGGUGCAAGGGAAUAGAUGAGGUAGUUUCUUUAGUCCAUUUUUAUCCUUGAAUUAUUACAAAAGUCCGAUUUGGCCCUCAAACUCUAAAACCAUAUAAAGGGACCCUUGAAGCAUGAAUAGCUUGCAUUUUUUU